UCAGAAAAAAAUCAGAAAAGAUCAGAAGAAAAUCAGAAGAAUAUCAGAAAAAUCAGAAAAAAAAUCAGAAGAAAACCAGAAAAGAUCAGAAAAAAAAACAGAAAAUAUCAGAAUAAAAUCAGGAAAGUCAGAAAAAAAUACGAAAAAUCAAAAAAAAAAUAAGAAAAAUACCAAAAAAUUCAGAAAAAAUAUCAGAAAAAGAUCAGAAAAAAUCAGAAAUAAGAAAAAAUCGCAUUAUCAGUAAAAAAACUUUUCCGUUAAAGGUGAUGACUGAUCAACAAGCUGCCAAGCUUCCAUUCAACCCAUUUGACCCCACCAAAAUUUGGUCUCAAAAAGAUUUUCCUUUAAUUGAUGUUGGUACAAUGACACUCAAUAGAAACCCAGAAAACUAUUUCCGAGAUGUUGAACAGGCUGCUUUUGACCCAGCUCGAAUGGUUGAAGGCCGUCUCUUUUCCUACCAAGACACACAAUUUUAUCGUUUGGGAGCCAAUCACAUGUUGCUACCAGUCAACUGCCCAUACAAAUUUAGAUAUGCUAAUGUUCAAAGAGAUGGGGCAGCACGUUUUGAUAAAAAUGGGGGAGGUUCUCCAAACUAUUUCCCCAACAGUUUUGGUGGGUAUAGAAUAGCUGGUGUUCAAAGUACCUGGAAUGUUGAUAAUGCAACUGUUGGACGUUACAAACAAGCUGAAGACUAUUUUGUUCAACCAGCAGAGUAUUGGAAUGUAAGCUUAAAUUUCUUCCUCCCUUUAAUUUUUUUCCUUCAUUUUCUGGCCUAA
Molecule: messenger RNA, 776 nt
Organism: Meloidogyne enterolobii
Lineage: Eukaryota; Metazoa; Nematoda; Chromadorea; Rhabditida; Meloidogynidae
Source: the annotation of a GenBank genome assembly